Messenger RNA from Penicilliopsis zonata CBS 506.65, 3793 nucleotides. RefSeq lists its product as hypothetical. Gene Ontology annotation, cellular component: exocyst; membrane. Lineage: Eukaryota; Fungi; Ascomycota; Eurotiomycetes; Eurotiales; Aspergillaceae. Bases 174 to 3755 code for a protein of 1193 amino acids. Gene Ontology annotation, biological process: exocytosis; GPI anchor biosynthetic process; intracellular protein transport. The transcript is spliced from 14 exons. The record is from RefSeq and is a predicted model, not a curated record. Gene Ontology annotation, molecular function: mannose-ethanolamine phosphotransferase activity.
GCCUACCAAAAGCCUAACUAAACCCCCUACGUUCAUUCUACUAGUGAUAUCCCAGUCAUCUAAACACCUAUAAAGGUGAAAACUGAGCUAAUUUGUUGCUUGUGGAGCUGUCCAACUUUCGUUCUUCUACAGGAUUAAUGUUAUGCUGCUGCAAACUCCUUAUUUAAAGUAAUAUGCAAUUUCCAAUGCAUACCUGGGCGCUUGCGCUUGCCAAUAUACUACUGCCCAUUUCUAUCAUUGUCUUUGCGACAGGGUUCUUUCCAUAUAAACCUUUGCUUCCUGGCCUGGCUACUUUUCCUGAAACCGGGAAUAUUAAUGCACCACCACCAGUCUUCGAUAAAAUUAUAUUCAUGGUGGUUGAUGCUUUGCGGAGUGAUUUUGUAUUUGACCAUGGAUCAGGUUUCCUCUUCACACAAAGCUUGAUCCAGUCGGGGUCUGCACUUCCAUUUACUGCUUAUGCUGGUUCCCCAACGGUCACAAUGCCUCGUCUCAAGGCGAUUACCACUGGAUCAGUACCAUCAUUUCUUGAUGUGAUCUUGAACAUUGCCGAAUCCAGCAGUGUAUCAACGCUCAGUAAUCAAGACACAUGGUUGGCUCAACUGAAAGCAAGAGGUGGCCGGCUUGUCAUGUAUGGAGACGAUACUUGGCUCAAUCUUUUCCCGGACAUGUUUGACAGAGCUGAUGGAACCACGAGCUUUUUUGUUUCGGACUUUGUCGAGGUUGAUAACAAUGUGACUCGGCAUAUCCCAUUUGAGCUUUCAAAUAGCGAUUGGACAGCUCUUAUCAUGCAUUACCUUGGCCUUGAUCAUAUUGGACACAAGGCAGGCCCUAAUAGCCCCUACAUGAAGGGGAAGCAGAAUGAGAUGGACUCUAUUGUCAAACAAAUAUAUACAGCUAUGGAAGAGAAUGAACAUCUCCAGUCAACACUCUUUGUGCUUUGUGGGGACCACGGCAUGAAUGAAGCUGGGAAUCAUGGUGGGUCGUCGGCUGGUGAAACCUCACCUGCACUUGUUUUCAUCUCUCCUAGGUUCCAGGGGAGAAGUUACCCAAAAGAAAGCCCUAUCGAGGCAUCCCAACCUUUUCAAUAUUACCGCACCGUUGAACAAUCAGACAUUACACCAACAAUCGCGGGGUUACUUGGGUUACCGAUUCCUUUAAACAAUCUGGGGGUAUUUAUACCGGAGCUCCUCAUGAUGUGGGAUGAAGAUGCUUCCGAGAUUGAGCCCAUCUUAUUGCAUUUCUUGAAGUCGGCACAGAAAACUAUGAGCUUCACUGCAAGUAAUUACAAUGUCAGCAGGCUCUAUCUGGGAAUCAUUAUAUCUAGCACGGCUACUUUGCUCUCCUUUCUGUCAACAUACAGACAGUUUUCGCGACAAAAUUGUUCAGGAGCAUAUUUUACGUUCUGUGGACUGAUCUUCACAUGCAUGAUGUUUGCAAGUAGCUAUGUCGAGGAAGAACAUCAAUUCUGGUAUUGGGCUUUAUCAGGGUGGACGUUAUAUUUGCACACCAAAUCGAAUGCUCUACCAGACUACCUUGACCAAUUGAUUCCUUCCAUCCGAGAAUACAGCUUUGGAAACCGCACUUCAUUGCUUCUGCAGUGCCUGACUACAUUCGCCGGUGAUAAGGAGGCUGAGAUAGAACGAAUCUGCAGCACCAACCAUCAAGAUUUCGUCACAUCUGUCAAUCAACUAUUACGCAUCAGGGAAGGUACCGUGAGCGUUACAGCAGAGAUAUUGGAUCUCAACCAGUCUAUUCAAGCGAGCACUGAGCGAUUGGCCGAGCAAAAGCGAGCUUUGGUCGAGUCGCGAAGCCAUCGACAGAACAUUGAUGAGACCUUCCGCGCUUUACAAGACUGCCUAGAAGUCUUGCGCCUUGCAAAUCAAGUCCAUGAUUUGCUUGCCAAGCGCAACCAUUAUUCUGCGCUGCGUGCCCUUGAAGAGCUUCAGAAUGUCCACCUCAAAGGCGUUACACAAUACAAGAUUGCGGAAAUGAUCCAACGCUCCGUUCCGGCUACACAAAAAGCCAUUGCUGAAGCUGUUAUGUCUGAUCUGAAUACAUGGUUAUACCGAAUCCGCGAAAUGUCACAGUAUCUCGGAGAGAUAGCCCUCUACCACACAGAUUUACGGAAAACAAGACACAAAGAAAGAAUAGAGAAGGUCCCCUUUCUCGAAAAUUUUAGGCUGAACUCUGCCAUUGAGCUUGUCUCUGAUGAACAUGAAGAGUAUGACUUACUUGAGAAUGAUGAGCUUCAGGUGGACUUCACCCCUUUGCUUGAAUGCUUGCAUAUUCACCAAUCCCUUGGUCACGUGGACAAGUUCAAGGCUGAGUAUGCAAACACUCGUCGUCGACAGAAAGAACUACUGAUCCCUGCUUCCGUAACCCUGAUUGAUGAAGAUGGCGCUAGCCUACACAAUUUGCUGGAAGAAAUGGCGGGAUUUGCUAUUGUUGAACGGUCUACAAUGAAAAGAAUUCCCGACCUUAGGUCGCCGGUUGAUGUUGAUGAGCUCUGGGACUCGAUGUGUCAAACUGCAGUCGGCUUGAUAUCUAAAGCUCUCGGCGAAGUUGAUACCGCGGAAAGCAUCCUCAAGAUUAAAAAUCUUAUUGCACUGUUUAUGCAAACAAUGGACACAUGGAAUUUCUCCGUGAUAGCGUUCGAUGAGGUUCUCUUGAUCUUGUUCAAGAAAUAUGCCGAGCUACUCAAGAAGAGAUUUAGCGAUGACUUCCAAGAGAUCGUCACCACAGAUGACUACAUGCCUAUGCCUAUCCAGACUCUUGAGGAGUAUGAGAAAGUACUCAAUGUUAGUUGGUACAAUCCGACUAAACAACAUGAACAACAAGUGUUUCCAUGUGUCUUGCCAUUUUCGCAAAUGUACCCUCUGUGCUGUAUUGAUAUUCGGAACUUUUUAAAUCAGUUUUAUUUUUUUGCUAACAAUGAGUUCUCGCAUCCCGAUGUUAUUGAUCAAACGUUACAAAACGCACUGGAUGAAUUGCUUUCAAACAAGGUCUGCGAUACUCUUGUCGAGCGUCUUUCCUCUCAAUAUCUCGGCCAGAUUGUUCAGAUUCUCAUCAAUCUGGAACACUUUGAACUUGCCUGUCAUGAACUAGAGCAUCUCUUGGCUGCGGCUCGAUCAUCGAAUGCAACAGGUGGCCCGAUAUCUUUGAAAGCCACCGAGAAAUUCAGAAACAACAAAAAGGCCGCUGAAAAGCGCAUUUUUGAAGUUGUAAAUUCAAAGAUCGAUGAUCUUGUUGAGACAGCAGAAUACGAAUGGAUGGCACCCGUUCCGCCUAGCGAGCCAAGCAAUUACAUGCAGACAUUAACUCGGUUUCUAUCUAACAUCAUGAAUUCAACCUUACUCGGCCUUCCCACAGAGAUAAAAGAGCUUAUAUAUUUCGACGCUCUUAGUCAUGCUGCGAAUAUGAUCCUGGCCCAGCCUCUUUUCCCUGAGGUCAAGAAAAUUAACCCCAAUGGAGUCGCAGCCCUCGCAAAAGAUGUUCAAUAUCUCACAGAAUUUGUUGAUAGUCUGGGUGUACCCAUUUUACGAGAGAACCUGGACGAGUUACAGCAGACUGUGCAGUUAAUGCAAGCCGAAAACACGGACGAAUUCUAUGAUAUCGCGACUAGGAAUAAGAAAUAUGGACGAGUCGAUGCUCUCAAUGGCCCCAUUCUUUUAGAAAAGAUCACCCAUACGUUGCAAAGCCCGACUAAAGCCGACAAAUUUUCUACUCUCUCCUCGAGGUUUGGAAAAAGAACAUAGUAGGGGUUCUCUUUGAUAUAUUUCGUGGUAUUGUCCGU